UGUUUUGAGUUUAAGACAGUAAAUCGAACUUGUUAUAGUAAAAUGUAUCUUCGUACAAUUCUUUGGGUUUUAAUAUUCUGUCUCAUAGGAGUGGGCGCAGUGCAUUUUCGUGAAAAGAAAAUUCAAGAACACUACAAACUAACCGCUAUCACAAAUGAAACUAAACCAGAAAUCAAGUGGUUUACGCAAAUCCUUGACCACAAUGAUCGUAAUAAUAAGCAAACGUGGCAACAGAGAUACUACGCUUAUGACAAAUUUUACGAUCCUGCAGAUCCAGGACUCGUGUUUUUGCUUUUAGAAGGAGAGGGAACUCUUAGCGAUAACUUUGUGGCCAAAUCCUAUUGGAUAGAAUUAUCCAAGAAAUUUAAAGCAUUAGCUUUUUAUUUAGAACAUCGCUUCUAUGGAGAGAGUCACCCAACAAGUGAUUUUAGUAUGAACAAUCUAAAAUACUUGACGUCACAACAAGUGCUUGCAGAUACUGCAAACUUUGUUAAAGGAAUAAAUAAACAGUACAAACUUAGUGCUCAUACAAAGUGGGUAGUGUUUGGCGGAUCUUAUUCAGGAAACCUAGCAGCUUGGUUCAGACUCAAAUUUCCUAAAGUUGUCUAUGCAGCGGUUUCAUCAAGCGCUCCUCUUAAGGCUAAAUACAACUUUGAUGAAUAUCUUACAGUGGUUGUGAAAUCAUUGAGGGCGAAAGCUCCUGGUGUUCAAUGUGACCAGAAAGUCCAAGCUGCACAUGAAGAACUUGUAAAACGAAUGCAGGAGAGCCCAGAAGUUGUUGUAAAAGAUUUUAAGGUCUGCAAGCCAUACUCAGAGUGGAGUAAGGAUGAUUUAAAGUAUUUUUACGCUUCAGUGACUGACGAUUUUGCCGGACUUGUACAAUAUGAUGAUGUCAGCUCUGUAAGCAGAAAAUCUUAUAACUACUCUAUUAAUAAAGUAUGUAAUAAUAUCUUUAAAGAUAACAGCCCAUACACUGCGCUCGUCAAAUUUCGUGAACUUUCCCGGAAUCUGUACAAACAAUCGUGUUUCAAUAUUGAUUAUAACUACUGGAUAGGGAGCUUAAAGAACGAGUCUUUGAGUAUUUCUCCAGAUCGGCUUUGGUGGUACCAAACGUGCUUAGAGUUUGGUUACUUCCAAACAUCGGACAAAGUUGUAUCAUUUUUCGGCAAUUACUUUCCAAUUGAUUACUUCGAGAAAAUUUGCAAAUCAGUCUAUGGAGAAAGAUUUACCAAAAAGUUUUCCGAAUCAGGAAUCGCCAAAACUAAUCAUUAUUACGGUGGUGCUGAUAUAAAUGGUAGUCGCAUCCUCUUUGUACAUGGUUCGAUCGACCCAUGGCAUGUUCUAGGAGUUACUGAGUCUCGACCCAAUAUGCCCCGCAUAUACAUAAAAGGAAGUGCCCAUUGCGCUGAUAUGUACCAACAAGAGGACGGUGAUUCCAAGGAGAUAAAUAACGCUCGAAAAAAAAUUAAAUGCUACUUGGAAAAAUGGUUACAUAGGAAAACGGUACAGUAACCCAUAGUUAUAAACGAAGUCUAUCAGAAAGUCAAUAUUGUUUUGCACCAAUAAAAUUUCAUAACUGCA
Molecule: messenger RNA, 1581 nt
Organism: Leptidea sinapis
Lineage: Eukaryota; Metazoa; Arthropoda; Insecta; Lepidoptera; Pieridae
Product: putative serine protease K12H4.7
Exons: 9
Coding region: 43-1512 (489 amino acids)
Biological process (GO): proteolysis
Molecular function (GO): serine-type exopeptidase activity; dipeptidyl-peptidase activity
Source: RefSeq, a predicted model, not a curated record